GACAGAGCGGCCGCUGCUUUAUCCCGGUCCGCUUAGGAUGGAUCAGAGGAGAGCUGAACCGGACCCCAACAACAGCAUCAACCCGGUUUCGCUGUACGGGGAAUUCACGCUCGCAGGUAACCGAAAAGUCCGGUGUACCGUGAGCUUGACCGAGAGGGACCUCAUCGUCCAGAGGCUCACCUCGGCACCUGUCGGGCGGAACAAGGUGAUGCUCAGCCUGAAGGACUGCGUCGGUUGCCGGGCUUACCGGGAAGAUGACAACGCGGACCCGGCUGCGUACUUAGCGGCGCACUUCUACCCGCUCAGACGGCGCUGGAUGAGUUCCGGGGUCUCGCGGCAGAGAGCGGAGCACUGCUUUCGUCUCGCCGCGCUCCAGGACCCGCGCGCUAAUCUGGAGGAGGCGGAGAAGUGGGCUCGCGCUGUCCGAGAACGCUCUGUACGGCUACAGUCACUAAGAAUAGACGGGGUGUCGAUGAGUGCGCUGUCUCGUCCGAGCCGGAUGAUGCUGCUGGUGAACCCGCAGAGCGGCAAAGGACAGGCCCUCACUCUCUACAACAACCACGUCCAACCAAUGCUCAGCGAGGCGGGAGUCACACACACUCUGGUCAUCACCGAGCGGCAGAACCACGCCCGAGAGCUGGUGAAGGAGGCCGACCUGUCACAGUGGGACGCUUUAGUCAUCAUGUCUGGAGAUGGACUUCUGUUUGAGGUGAUAAACGGUCUGCUGGAGAGACCAGACUGGGAGGAGGCCGUCCGGACCCCGCUGGGUAUCCUACCUGGUGGAUCAGGCAACGCAUUGGCUGCAUCCGUGCAUCACUACUCUGGAGCCUCGCUGGUGUCCACUGAGGAGCUCCUGGUCAGCUGCGGUUUCCUGCUCUGUCAAGGGCUCGUGGCCCACAUGGACCUGAUCUCCAUCCAUCUCUCCUCCGGCCCUCGUCUCUUCUCCUUCCUGUCGCUGGCCUGGGGCUUCGUGGCCGACGUGGACAUCGAGAGCGAGAAGUACCGUCACGCCGGAGCCGCCCGGUUCACCGUUGGCACGCUGGUGAGGCUGGCUUCUCUCCGCGUCUACAAGGGCAAGCUGGCCUACCUGCCCGCCACCGAGGACGACCACAGCGAGGACGAGGGUUCAGGAAAUAACACGACGCUGCGUUGUAACAGUCAGGCUUCCUCCUUAGCUCCGUCCAGAGACUCUCCCUGCCAGAACACCUUCCACAACUCCUGCCACUCCAACAACUCCCACAAGGUGAGGAGGACGGAGAGCACGCCUCGUCAGAGCGCCUCCAAAGCCCCCGGCGGCCCUCCUGACACCCUGCUGCCGCCUCUGGACCACCCGUUGCCCAGCGACUGGGUGGUGGUGCAGGAGGAAGACUUUGUCCUCAUGCUGGCCAUGUACCAGUCCCACCUGGCGGAGGACCUGCUGGCAGCACCAGACGCCACCUCGGACGACGGCGUCAUCCACAUGUUCUACGUCAGAGCGGGGAUAUCGCGCGCCGCCCUGCUGAAGCUGUUCCUGGCUAUGGAGAAGGGGGAACAUCUGGCUACUAACUGUCAACAUCUGGGGCACGCUAAGGUGCGGGCGCUCAGGCUGGUGCCACAUUCACCCAAAGGGACAAUCACAGUAGAUGGAGAAGUGGUGGAGUACGGGCCGGUGCAAGCAGAGGUACACAGAGGGCUGGCGAGGUUAAUCACUGGAUGAGCAAACAUCACCACCAGCUGGCAUCGCUGCUGUGAGAGGCACAAUAAACACAGUUGAGCUUUUACAAUCACAAAUAGCAAAGCAAUGAAUGUAAGACUCAUUCACUGUUAUCCGUAACGUUAGAGGAUUUCCUCUCUGUGCUGGAGCUGACCUACCAACAUGAAUCAUGGCAGGCUGGGCUAUGUAUGCCUUCAUGGCUCCUCUGCAGUACUUUGGAGACGCUGUGUCUGUGUGUGUGUGUGUGUGUGUGUGUGUGUGUGUGUGUGUGUGUGCGUGUUGCAUUAAAUGUGAGGAAGUGGGGAUGUGAUCGAGGAGUUGUCGUUGAUCGUUUAUUGAACACAGAGCCUCAAACACUCAAUUAAGGCCACAAAGCCUAGAACACCAGUAAAUAUAACUAUUGAUAUUUAUUUUGAAGAGAGAAUAUAUUCCUAAUAUUAAACAAUAUCAUAGCCUGUUUGUCCUGGUGGUGGAGUCAUUGGUAGUUCUGACAUCAUCUUGAAUAAUGACUCAUUUCUCUUCUUCUAGUCUCAGAACAUGUGCGAGUUUUAUCAUUUGAAUCUUUUUUUCAACAAUUUUGAGAAAUUGCUUUUUAUUUUACGAGGUUUUGAAACAUCUGGGGUUUUGUUUGUUGUGCUCAAAGUCAUCAGAAGUUUAUAUCGGGACUAUUUCUUCAAUACAAAGAAGUUCCUGUGAAUGGUUUUCACAGUGAGGUCUGAGGAUUACCCGAAGUAACCAGGACAUGUUGUCAGGAAAGAGAUGACAUUAAAGCUCAAAUAAAACCCAAACUAUCUGCAUGACUAGAUCCCACUAGAGCUCAAAGACAACAUACUGGGGUUUCUUUACUUUACUUCCUGGACCGAGCUGAACAUCACGGGCCGAUGAUAACAGGGUAGAAGUGUUCAGUGUCUCCUGCAGCGCUCUGGUUCUGGACGGGUGAUUGAUGUGUUUUUAGUGCCUCAGUUCUCUCCAAGAUGGCAUCCUCCAUCCUGACACACCACUCCUCUUCUUCCUCCUCUGCUCUCAUCCAUUCAUCUGCUGCUUUAAGCACUGCAGUCCCAGGCUCCAGUGUCACUGUCCCCAGCUGCGCUUCAGACACACACACACACACAGAGUCCCUAUGGGAGAUUUACUAAUCAUUAUCACCUAGGUGUCCUUACCAUUGAGCUUUAGGGAAAUGAUGACAGAGGCUUCAGGCCUACACGAGGAGUAAAGUCAGAUUUUUAAAUGUGUUAUUCAUUGUGAUCCAAAUCUCUUCAGAGGUACCGUUCAAUCAUUUUACAAAGAAAUCUGCUUUUCUUUGUCUGAGUGGAAGUGAAAUGGACUCUUGAGCUAGUUGAAACAGCACAUUGGUGAGCGUAGGGAGGAGAGAGGGGGGGAGGGAGGAGAGAAGGGAGG
Molecule: messenger RNA, 3091 nt
Organism: Anarrhichthys ocellatus (wolf-eel)
Lineage: Eukaryota; Metazoa; Chordata; Actinopteri; Perciformes; Anarhichadidae
Product: sphingosine kinase 1
Exons: 5
Coding region: 38-1696 (552 amino acids)
Biological process (GO): phosphorylation; sphingosine biosynthetic process; cellular response to growth factor stimulus
Cellular component (GO): intracellular membrane-bounded organelle; membrane; cytoplasm
Source: RefSeq, a predicted model, not a curated record